Molecule: messenger RNA, 1256 nt
Organism: Cucumis sativus (cucumber)
Lineage: Eukaryota; Viridiplantae; Streptophyta; Magnoliopsida; Cucurbitales; Cucurbitaceae
Product: eukaryotic translation initiation factor 3 subunit F
Exons: 6
Coding region: 145-1002 (285 amino acids)
Biological process (GO): translational initiation
Cellular component (GO): eukaryotic translation initiation factor 3 complex, eIF3m
Molecular function (GO): translation initiation factor binding; translation initiation factor activity; metallopeptidase activity
Source: RefSeq, a predicted model, not a curated record
UACUGAUUUAGUGACCCAAUUGUUAAACGUGUCUUCUUCCUAAAAUUGGAGGCAAAACACAAACCCUAGCAUCCGCUUCUGCUCCUUCAUCGUUUCUCUCUGCAAUCCAUUUUCACGGAGCUAGCUAAAAUCAAGCUUCAACCAAUGGCAACGACCGAGACCACAGUUUUGCAAUUUUCACACUCUUCUAACACUUUAUCUGCCAAGGUUCAUCCUUUGGUUAUCUUCAACAUUUGUGAUUGCUAUGUCAGGCGCCCCGACCAGGCCGAUCGAGUCAUUGGUACUCUUCUUGGCUCGGUUUUACCUGAUGGAACUGUUGAUAUUCGUAACUCUUAUGCUGUUCCCCAUAACGAGUUCUCGGAUCAGGUUGCGCUGGAUAUUGACUAUCAUCACAAUAUGUUAAGUUCACAUCAAAAAGUUAAUCCAAAGGAAGUUAUCGUUGGAUGGUACUCCACUGGUACGGGAGUAACGGGUGGCAGUGCAUUGAUACACGAAUUUUAUUCAAGAGAAGUUGCAAACCCUAUUCACCUUACUGUUGAUACUGGGUUUAAGAAUGGUGAAGGGACGAUAAAAGCAUAUAUCUCUGUCAAUUUGUCCCUGGGAGAUAGACAGCUUGCUGCUCAGUUUCAAGAAAUUCCUUUGGAUCUUCGAAUGGUCGAAGCUGAGAGACUUGGAUUUGAUAUUCUGAAGACAACUUCUAUUGAUAAACUGCCAAAUGAUUUGGAAGGAAUGGAAGCUUCAAUGGAGAGAUUGCUUGCCUUAAUCGACGACAUUUAUAAAUAUGUUGAUAACGUUGUGGAAGGGCACGUUGAGGCUGACAACACGAUAGGGAGAUUUCUAGCUGACACUGUAGCAUCUCUUCCAAAACUGUCGCCAGCUGCUUUUGAUAAGCUGAUGAAUGACAACGUGCAGGACCAUUUGCUGUUGCUGUAUUUGUCAAGUAUUACCCGGACACAGUUGAGCUUGGCUGAAAAGUUGAAUACCGCAGCUCAGAUCCUGUAACUUCAUCAACCAGCAUAGUUGAAAUUUUCGUGUUAUUUGUUUGGUGAUUGACCAAAAUCUAAGAAUAUUCGGAUACUUUGAAUGAGCUUACUGUCAAGAUUCUUCUUAUACUGCCUGCUUUUGUGGAAUAUGUUGUCUAGUUUUUACUUUACUACCAUUAUUAACAUCAACAAUUUUCCCCUAUACUCCGUAUUAUGUUUGCCACAAACCUUUCUUAUCUUUUGCUUUCUAGUACAGUUCAUUUUUUGAGGCAA